Messenger RNA from Coniophora puteana RWD-64-598 SS2, 2153 nucleotides. RefSeq lists its product as uncharacterized. Gene Ontology annotation, molecular function: protein binding. The record is from RefSeq and is a predicted model, not a curated record. Bases 1 to 2100 code for a protein of 699 amino acids. Lineage: Eukaryota; Fungi; Basidiomycota; Agaricomycetes; Boletales; Coniophoraceae. The transcript has 10 exons.
AUGUCUUUCACGCCUUCCACCAACCCUAUCUUCCUCUACUACCGGCCAAAGUCAUCAGAAGGAGCGAAAUCUUCGAAGGAGCAUAUCAAGGUCGACAACGCCGGUACUCCAGCUGGAUCCGCGCAGCACAAUGAUGAACGUGUGGAGAAGUCUGGGAUGAAAGAGAACAGCAGGCCAAGGAAGAGUAAGGGAAGGCUGAAGAUGCUACCUAGCAUGCCACUGGAUAUCCUCUUCGAGAUCUUCGGCAGACUCACGCCACCCGAUCUGUUGCACCUCUCGAGGACUACAAAGCCCCUUCGCUGCAUACUUAUGCACCGCUCGGCCGUCUUCGUAUGGAAGGACGCGCUCGCGAAUGUGCCGGACCUCCCGGCCGCUCCGGAGGGGAUGUCUCAGCCGAAGUUCGCGAGUUUGAUGUACGAUGCGUUUUGCCAUGGGUGUCUCGUACCUGGCGUUCGCACCGCGUACUUCACACUACACAUACGCUUAUGCAACAAAUGCCUGAAGAAGCACUUCGAACCUUUAGACAGGAAAUUCCAUCUGAGGUAUGGUGCGGGGACAGAAGAGUGCCUCGCUCGUGACAAGGUUUACAAAAUGGGGGACCAGUACUGCUGUCUCAUCAAGGAGCGAGAAGCGAUUGUUGAAGUAUUGCAAAAACUCGAUCGGGAAGAACGAGCCAAGUUCCGACAGGAGGAGACAGCUAGAGUUCAAGCACGAACUGCGAACGCAGAAGAGCUCAACAAGUGGUUAAAUAAACAGUCCGAAAGUCGUGGUCGCGAGCUGGCAUCUAUCCGAGAGGAACGUCAAGAAGCUAUCGAAGCCAAACUCGAGGAACUUGGUUGGAAAGAGGAGAUCGACGCGCUGCCUGAUUUUAACCACUGGGAAGCUUCGGCUUGGUGCAUUGGUAUGUUCGAAGACCAUCCACACGUCAAAAAUGCGAAGCCUCUUACCGAGCGCAUCUGGGCGAAUAUCAAGGAUGACAUGAUCGCGUACAUGGAAGAGAUGAAACAGUUCCGGCUCAAAUACGAGCGCCAUAUGCUCGUGAAAGGACGUCAGGUGCUGGCCUUGCAGGCGUACAACAAGCAUCAGCGUGCAAACCCCAUCUCUAUUUCCUCCACCAACUUCUGGCCGGGAGGAGCCGACUUCCUCGUGUGGGACCGCGUCAAAGCCAUCAUCGAGCAGCCCACUUCCGACGCGCUGACCGAGAACGACUUUUCUGGCGCGCUAAGCGAAGUCUACCCAUGGAUGCAGGACUGGUGCCACACGCGCAUUCACCAGCUGAUGUACACAGACCCUCUCUACGCCAAGGACUUGGUCACGGCUGGGGACCGCGCCCUGCAGCUUGCGACGGCGGUGUUUAUGUGCACAAACACAGACGGGCGUCACACCCACAAGUUCUCGUACGAAGAUGUGAAAGACUCGUCGGAGCUGAUGUGGUACCCCGAGUAUCUGCACCACCGGUGCAACCGCACGCGUAUGCUGCGCUACGAGGAGUACUACAAACACGAGGAUAUCGUGCUCGGCAAGGGCUAUUACUGCAACACGGUUCAACGUCCCUGGUCGGCCGAGUACCUCCAGCCUGCGGAGAAGGCAAGGAAGAUCGUGACGAGUCUGUUGAAAAUAUGCGGGCUCUCGGUGGCAACGACGACGGCGGAGUAUAUGGAUCAAUGCGAUGUAAGGUUUCUUUGUGUCAAAUGCAACUAUGGGCGGUGUGAUGGGGAGAGGGAGGUCACUGCAUGGACGUGGAGAGACGCGAUCAGCCAUUCCUUUGUGAAGCACUUCGGCUCCGCAUCGCUAGAAUGGGAGGUGUUGUCCUACGCUGAUACGGACAAGCUUAGGCUGAGCGAACGCCCUCUGAAGGAACGCGAGGACCAAGCCAAGGCCUGGCAAUGCGCACGGUGCCAUGACCUGCCUUCAGAGCCGUGGAACAUGACGAAGCAGGAGGUGAUCGAUCAUCUUGAUAUCCAGCAUGCCGCCAUUCCAGAGGACGUAGAGGAGAUUGUGGACUUUGUUCGCGCUCCUGAUGCACCUCCUGCAUUGGCAAAACCAGUGCGGUGCAAACCAAAGGCUGCGAUGUUAUACAGUGUUUCUGGGAGGAUAUAAGACUGUGCACGAUUGAGUCCUUUGCUUACAAUUUAUAUAUACCUUAAUCUUAC